AGAGAGAGAGAGAGAGAGAGAGAGAGAGAGAGAGAUGCGCCUCUUGCAAUCAUCGACUUUGCGUGUCGUGAUAAACAUUUUUGGACCCACCGAGAGGAGAACUGAUGUUUGUAAUUUUUAUUCAACAGAGCUUUGGUAUCAUCAGCAGUUUUAAUUAAGCUGUCUGGAAAAAUACAUCGAAUGUUAUGAUUAGGCAAGGAAUUAGCCAGCACUAAAUGUAUUCGCUGAUCGUUUUGUGAAUUAAUUAAGCUAUAGCAUUUUCUGGAUCCUUUUACAGAAGUGAAAUAUGUUGCCACAUGGGUAACCAACCGAUAUUAUCAGCAUUUAUUCUAGUUCGGCUGCAUUAUUCUUCAAAGUAGGCUAAAUGAGAUAGCCCUACACAUUGGUGCUGCUGAUGUGAGACUGGACACUGUGUUAGAUAGGGAACAUUUUAUGAAUGUAUGAGGAAUCUACGUUUGCCGGGUGUUGAAUUCCGUGAGUCGAUUAGUGAGUGUGCGAAUUCUCACAUUUGUAUUCGUUGUACUUGCGACGCAAUAUGCCAGGCGAGGCCAGGUGCGAGGAAGCCUGUAGCUACGAUUGUGCCGUUGUUGCGGCACACUCUUGGUCUCUAGCUGGACUCGAGACCGACAGAACUAACCUCAGUUUAUAGCUGAAAAGAAGAAAUCCAGCUGGUGAAAGCUUUUUACCACCCCACCCAUAAGCUUACAGAAAGCAUUACCGUCUCUUACACAGUAUUUUCGUGCAUCUCUGCGAGAUAAAGCCAGACCGGCGGAUUGCAUCCGUUAACAGUUUCAAGUGAGGAAUCUGUUGCGCUCUUCCUGCUGUGUAGUGUCCGGCUGAAGCUACUAAAUCCCCGCGGAGCUGCGCCCAGUAGCAUCCUGCUGAAAAUCCCCAUCAACUCCCCGCAGAUGACUGUAGGAAUGUCCCAAAGAGGGAGCGUCUUGUGAGUAUUCAAACUCCUAGUCUUUGUCUGGCUUCAUCACUAGACCGGAGUCAGACCAGACGCUGACUCUGCGUGAGCCAGGUUAAGGCCUGGAUUGUUGCCCGGCACCCUCAACUUCUGCCAGAAAACACAAGCCUGCCCGCUUUGAUACUUUACCUGGAAGGCCUUGCUCCUCAACUACAACCACAGACAGGACAGGGACCAACCAAACUUCUUUUAAAUCCCUCUAGCUUUUUGCAGACCAAUUCGCAUUUUUGCAUCCGAGUCUAAAUAGCAUCUCAAAGAGCCUCUAGAGACAAUCGUCAGGAUGCAGGUGUCUUUUGCCUGCACUGAGCACAACCUGAAGAGCCGCAGCGAGGAUCGACUCUGCGGCCUUCGCACUGCCCCACCACCAGGGGGAGGCAGUGGGGGAGGAGGAGGUGGAGGAGGGAGCGGCCAGGGGGGCAAUGGCAACUACAUCCCCCAGGGCUCAUCCAAGCCCAGGGACGUGUCAGGGUCGCGCCCGGCCCCUCAGGGCCAUGCCCACAUGAAGGAGGCCAUUGGACGCCACAGCAGUAUGAAAUACAGAAACCUUGGGAAGUCGGGGCUGCGUGUGUCUUGCUUGGGGCUGGGCACCUGGGUGACAUUUGGAUCCCAGAUCUCAGACGAGACGGCUGAAAACCUGAUGACCAUCGCCUAUGAGAACGGUGUGAACCUCUUUGACACGGCGGAGGUGUACGCCUCGGGCAGGGCCGAGAUCACCUUGGGUGACAUCAUCAAGAAAAAAGGAUGGAGACGCUCCAGUUAUGUGGUCACUACGAAGAUCUACUGGGGUGGCCAGGCAGAAACGGAGAGAGGGCUGUCUAGAAAACACAUCAUCGAAGGCCUGAGAGGAUCCUUGUCCAGACUCCAGCUAGAUUAUGUGGAUAUUGUCUUUGCCAACCGUAAUGAUGUCAACAGCCCCAUGGAAGAGAUCGUCCGGGCCAUGACCUUCGUAAUAAACCAGGGAAUGGCCAUGUACUGGGGAACCUCUCGUUGGAGCGGCAUGGAGAUCAUGGCAACGUACUCUGUGGCGCGCCAGUUCAACCUGAUUCCACCCGUGUGCGAGCAGGCAGAGUACCACUACUUUCAGAGGGACAAGGUGGAGGUGCAGCUUCCUGAGUUAUACCACAAGAUAGGCGUCGGGGCAAUGACCUGGUCUCCCCUUGCAUGUGGGCUGAUCACGGGGAAAUACAGUGAAGGUGUGCCUGACUGCUCACGGGCAUCCAUGAAGGGCUACCAGUGGCUGAAGGAGCGAGUGAACAGUGAGGACGGUCGCAGACAGCUGGCCAAGAUCAAGGAGCUUCAUCUGCUGGCUGACAGACUGGGCUGCACUGCUGCCCAGUUAGCCAUAGCGUGGUGUCUGCGCAGUGAGGGAGUCAGCUCGGUACUGCUGGGAGUUUCCAACACUGAGCAGCUGGUGGAGAACUUGGGUGCCCUCAGGGUCCUGUCCCAGAUGACCCCUCAGACUGUCACAGAGAUCGAUGCGCUCCUCGGAAACAAGCCCCACUCGAAGAAAGAGUCACGGGCAUGAAGAAACAAAAGAACAAACAGCGAGAUUAAGUCAGGGGAAGAUGAGGAAAGGAGACGAGGACACAGGGGAAGGAGGCGUUUAGCCCUCCUGUAUACUCAACGACUUGCAUGUCCUCCCCGCAACAUCGUGCUUCCAGUUCAUGCGCGUUUCCAUUCUGCGCAUUACAUUGUAUCAUGUAUGAAACAAAAAAAAAGGAAACCUUUCAAUGUGCAAAAACAAAGGUUAGGUUCUUAUAUAUUACACAUUAACAAGUCUUCACUGACUGAUCACUGCUAUGAAGAGGGCGUGGCCAUCAGGUUUCUGUCUUCCCAAGUGACCAAUGAGACAGCUGGAGAAGGCGAGAGUUGAUGGGGGAAAUAUGGAGGGCCUGUAGUUGUCUGGAGGACUGCUCAGUUGCCUAAGCAAACGGGACCUUUCUUUACCAAGAAUGACGUUUCUUUUCUAGAAGACCGAGGCCCUCUCACUUGACUGUAACUGAGGCUGCUGUAGUACACACUGUCCCUGCAGCGGCCUGUUACUGUAGUCUCUCUGAGGUUAGGUACCCAGCAGAGAGCCAAAGGUUAGCGCACGUGUGUGGCCUGUCAUUUCCCCUUCGUGUGCAUGUGACUGGCCUGCCAAUCUGUGUGCUUUAACAGCAGUCUUCCUUUGCCUCCUCGCUGUGUAAACUGUGCGCAUGUCCCUUUAAGAAAGAAACAGCCCUUUCAGGGCGUCAAUGUGGCAUGGCUUUUGUGGUUUGUGUAGAUUUGCUGUGCCCCUGUAAGCGGUCUCAUUGCACUAAAUGGACAAGCAGGCUGAUCUAGGGUGCGCGUUGCUGGGUGCUUUAGUGUCACUGACUGCCUACAGCACACUGCCAGUGUCCAACUCCAUUAGCCUAUGUAUUAUCCUAUAUUCUAUAUCAUACAAUUUUGGCGUUAAUGACAAUGAAAAUCAAGGCUUCUCCUUGUUCUCUUGGAAGAGCUGUUUAUUUCCCUCUAAGAGUAUAGACGGAGUGGAAUGAUGAAAAUAUGUUUUCACCCCAAUGACAGACAGUGGGUAGAACAAUGUAUGGUGUUUUGUGAUGCUAGGUUUUUAGCGAAACCAUAUAAUAUGUCAUUCAUCAUUUUCCGUACUUAGAAAACAUUAUUCUGUGGCAAAACGGAUAUGUUCAACCCAUCUAGCCUGUGGAUUCUACUGUAGGAAGAGUUAAAAGAGUAUUAAGGACUCUUCUAGAGUUUUCUCUGAGUAGAACGUAGCAUUAGAGAAAUGCAGGGUCACUGCACACACUGUCAGUCAAUGAAACCGACUCACAUGUUAAUCGUUAAUCCAAAAGAGUAUUUCUAUCUUUCCUAAAAGAUGCAACAAAUGCACAGGAUAAAAGGGUAAUCAGGAUUUAGACUGGUGGAAUGAAAUCCUGUUUUUGGAGUCAUGGUUGUUGAGUUUGAGAUUAUGAAAUUCAACAUACUUUGUGGCACAGGUCACAAUGGUAAGAUUAAGUGUGAGGCAGAUUUAUUUAUUUAUUUAGUCUUCUAUUGAGCAGCCUGGACACAUACAGUAGCUGUGUAGCUCUUUAUUUUUUAGAAAUUGUUGUUUUUCUUUUCCAUAUGGAAAAAAUAUAUUACUGCCUCUUGGUUUUAUUUUGAUCUAUGUCAUGUUAACUUUGUCAUGUUUCAAGAGCCUCUUAUUUUUAUCUCCUGUAGGUUUUCUGGAAGUGAGUUCUUUCAUGAGUACCUGUGAAUUUGAAUAGAGGAAGAUUCGUCCCAUUAUUGUUAUUUCCCAUAUUGAUGAGAGCAACCAAGUGUGUACUGUGUUUUUUGAUACAGUUAAAUGUUAUUAAUGUUAAUAUUAAUUUGCAUAUGUAAAUACUCUACUGUUCUUCAGUGGAUUAUGAAAAAUGUUGACUUCAUGUUUGAUUCAUGUGGAAAGAUUCUUAUAUUAACUGAUCCAAUAAUAUUGACGCAUCUAUGUUAAUGUGAUAUGACUGACAGGAUCAUAGUUGACAAAUGCCCAUGUAUAUAAAUACUUCAAUCACUCCUGAAGACUGUAACUUUGCCUGCAUAACUUAUAUUUUAUUGUCUUGAAACAAAAAUGAAAAAAGAGAGAAAGAAGCCUUGUACUGAAUGUAUCAUGCUUGCCCUUAAAAUACCAGAGAAAACUAACUUA
Molecule: messenger RNA, 4634 nt
Organism: Osmerus eperlanus (European smelt)
Lineage: Eukaryota; Metazoa; Chordata; Actinopteri; Osmeriformes; Osmeridae
Product: voltage-gated potassium channel subunit beta-3
Exons: 14
Coding region: 1251-2495 (414 amino acids)
Biological process (GO): potassium ion transport; regulation of potassium ion transmembrane transport
Cellular component (GO): membrane; cytoplasm; voltage-gated potassium channel complex
Molecular function (GO): transmembrane transporter binding; voltage-gated potassium channel activity; potassium channel regulator activity
Source: RefSeq, a predicted model, not a curated record